CUUGACAGCAGCAGAGGAUUCUGGGACCUUGGGAGCAGCAGGAGGUUCUGGGGCCUUGGGAACAACAGGGAGCCUUAGGUCUUGGGAGCAGCAGAGGAUUCUGGGACCAUGGGAGCAGCAGGAGGUUCUGGGACCAUGGGAGCAGCAGGAGGUUCUGGGGCCUUGGGAACAACAGGAGGUUCUGGGGCCUUGACAGCAGCAGAGGAUUCUGGGACUGUGGGAGCAGCAGGAGGGCCUGGCUUCAGGGCUCCAGGAUGUUUGUCCUGGUGGAGAUGGUGGACACGGUGCGGAUCCCGCCGUGGCAGUUUGAAAGGAAGCUCAAUGAUUCCAUCGCAGAGGAGCUCAACAAGAAACUGGCCAACAAGGUGGUGUACAACGUGGGGCUCUGCAUCUGCCUGUAUGACAUCACCAAGUUAGAGGACGCCUACGUGUUCCCAGGGGAUGGUGCAUCCCAUACCAAAGUCCAUUUCCGCUACGUGGUGUUCCACCCCUUUCUGGAUGAGAUUCUGAUCGGCGUGAUCAAAGGCUGCAGCCCAGAUGGGGUUCAUGUCUCUUUAGGGUUCUUUGAUGACAUCCUCAUCCCCCCAGAAUCCUUGCAGCAGCCCGCCAAGUUUGACGAGGCAGAGCAGGUGUGGGUGUGGGAAUACGAGACAGAAGAGGGGGCCCACGACCUCUAUAUGGACACCGGGGAGGAGAUCCGCUUCCGAGUGGUGGACGAGAGCUUUGUCGACACAUCGCCCACGGGGCCCAGCUCUGCCGCGACUUCCACACCCAGCGAAGAGGCCCCCAGGAAGGAAGCUCCGUAUACCCUUGGGGGAUCCAUCAGUGAGCCAGGCCUGGGGCUUCUUUCGUGGUGGACGAGCAGCUAGUGGUCAGAGGAACCCCCUGGGCCGGUGGCCUGGGCCCGAAUGCGAGAGGGACAAAAGGGCCAGUGUGCUGGCCUCAGCUUGCCCAGAGACAUGUGGCCAGGAGCCAGGAGUACCCUGUCAGACUUAAGGGAAGGGUGGCGCCUCUGGCCCAGCUUUCUGACUCCGUGACUUUGGGCACGUCCCUUCCUGUCUCUGGUCUCCAUUCUCACAAGCUGGACUAGAUCCAGGAGCCCCUGCCUCCCGGCUUGGAAUCCCCAUGUGCUGGCAGCUGAACCCAGGUGCCCCCAUCUGAGUCACUGGCCCCCAGUGGCCGCCACCUUUCUUUGGGCUUUGGCCAUGGCGGUCAGACUGGUCAGUCGCCAAGCUGAAGAUUGGCUUUACUUACUGCCACAUGGAAACGCCAGUCACCCUGCUCCCUCCAAGCAAAGGGUGGCCACCACCCUGCUUUCUGAAGCUGCACCAUCCCCAGGGACUUCCCUUGCCGUUUGAGGCCAUCCCUGGAGUCUGCAGGGUGCGAGCCCACCAGGGGCAGGGCACAGCCAGUGGGUGGGCGGUGAGGAGAUUCCCAUGAGCCCCUGAUAGCACCCACCCUCAGAAUAAAACUGCUGCUGCUGGUAAAAA
Molecule: messenger RNA, 1490 nt
Organism: Sarcophilus harrisii (Tasmanian devil)
Lineage: Eukaryota; Metazoa; Chordata; Mammalia; Dasyuromorphia; Dasyuridae
Gene: POLR3H
Product: RNA polymerase III subunit H
Exons: 7
Coding region: 255-869 (204 amino acids)
Biological process (GO): DNA-templated transcription; transcription initiation at RNA polymerase III promoter
Cellular component (GO): RNA polymerase III complex
Molecular function (GO): DNA binding; DNA-directed RNA polymerase activity
Source: RefSeq, a predicted model, not a curated record